UGACGUCAGGAAAUGGCCGCUCUCACUGUGUAGUGCGGGGUUUAAUGUUGUCUCCGGUUAAAUACAAUAACAACAAUCCCAUUAUUUAUUACAGUUUCCCAUACUCAGACGGGAGAGCCUUAGUAGUUCUUAAGCCCGCGGCUCGGUCUCCAAAGACGCUCAGGUUGAAAAGAGUCACGUGCGAUGGAUACCCCUGAAAGCCCCGCACAAUCGCCACAGUCGCCGGAGGAGGAGGAGAAGGAGAUCUCCGACAGCGAGCUGCUCAAUGACUCUGAUCCUGAUGGGAACGAAGAAGGGGCUGGAGACUCGGAGUUGGGGGACCUGGAAGAGGAUUUGGAGGAAGGAAUCCAGGAGCGAGUUUCUGACCAGGAGGAGUACGAGGAGCUUGCUGAAGGUGAUGAGAACAAUUUAGAACAAGAGAAGAGGGCAGAGGGGCCUGCUGUCUACAGGGAGGUCAGCCAUUCUGUUGACGAAGAGGAGGAAGAGGAAGACAGAGUCAGCAGAGGUCCAGGUUACUGUGACUUUGAAGCCGAACCUGAGAAGUUGCUGGCUAUGGCUGAAGAAGAUGAGGAAGAUGAUGGCAGAGGGCACCAAGAGGAAGAUGAAGAGGAAGACAAUGGGUUGAAGCCGACCGAGGUGACACGAGGACCAGGUAGGGAUGAGGAUGCGAGGCGGGUGGUUAAUGACAUGAAGGACGAGUCCUCAUCUGUGUCACGUGAGCUAGAUGAGCAUGAGUUGGACUACGAUGAGGAGGUGCCCGAGGAGCAGAGCGCCCCUCCCCCCGAGGAUGAGGAGGUAGAGAAGGGGCCAGGAGAGGAGGAAGAGGAAGAUGAUGAAGAUGAUGAUGACAAACGGAGAAAGAAGAAGGAAAACAAGAAUCUGGUCAUGCCACCUGAGAAGGACCCUCAGCCCAAGAAUGCUGAAGAGCCAAGGGUUCUGGAGAAAGGCCGGCGCGAGCUGAGUCGUGAUAAGAAGAAGGAAGAAGAUGAUGGGGAAAUCGAUGAAGGAGAGAUAGACGAUGAUGACCUUGAAGAGGGGGAGGUUAAGGACCCCAUGGACAGGAAGAUCCGUCCCCGUCCUAUUUGCAGGUUUUUCAUGAAAGGCAACUGUACCUGGGGUAUGAAUUGCAGAUUUAUACACCCUGGAGUCAAUGACAAGGGCAAUUACUCUCUCAUCACGAAGCCAGACCCCUUCUCUCCAAAUGGGGGGCCACCUGGAGGCCCUCACCCUCUGAUGCCUUCAAACCCCUGGGCGGCACCAGCUGUUGAGGAACUGCCUCCACCACCCCCAGUGGCUGAACCUCCCAUGGAAAGUGCAUGGGAAAGGGGUCUCCGACAUGCCAAAGAGGUGCUGAAGAAGGCCACUAUACGCAAGGAGCAGGAGCCUGACUUUGAGGAGAAAAGAUUCAACGUGACCAUCGGGGAGGAUGAGCGUGAUUUUGACAAAGAGAAUGAUUUCUUCAGGGAGCGCAACUACCGCAUCACUAGAGAGAUUAGAGACCCGGGUGACCUGGAAUACAGAGACCCACUUUAUGGUAGUGACCCCUAUGCAGACCCAUACUAUGAUUACGAGAUGGAGACCUUCUGGAGAGGGGGGCAAUACGAGAAUUUCAGAGUGCACUAUACAGAGACACCCCUUCCGUACCACUACAACGAGCGUGAACGGGAUCCCCGAGAGCGGCAGCGCGAGCGUGACCGAGAGCGCGAGCGGGAUCAUCGUGAGCGGGAGCGCCGGCAGCGGGAACGUGAACGGGAGAGAGAGCGCGAGCGGGAGAAGGAGCGCCAACGGCGGAAAGAAGAGUGGGAAAGAGACCGCAUGAAGCGGGAUGAAAAGGAGAGACCCCGGGAGCGCCCACCUCGGGAGCCGCGGGAAAAGAAGGAGGACAAAGACAAACCCAAGCCCAGAUCACCCAUCGCUCCAGCCACUAGGGCACUGGAACCCCCUGCAAAGAAAGAGCUUGGACCCCUAGUGAAGCGACCAGAUGAGUGGAAGGACCCAUGGCGCAGGUCCAAGUCCCCCCGGAGGCGUGUGGGAGUGGCUGGAUCACCCCUGCGUGGCCGCCGGCGACACAGGCCAUCUGGGUCUUCAGUGUCCCUUUCCAAUUCAUCCAGGUCCUCUUCCCGCUCAUCUUCCUACACGGGAUCCGGCUCUUCCAGGUCACGGUCACGCUCUUCUUCUUUCAGCUCCUACUCCAGCCACUCCUCUCAGCACAGCUCUUUCUCGGGAAGCAGGUCCAGAUCAAGAUCUUUCUCCUCUUCCCCCUCACCUUCUCCCACUCGAGCCACCCAGAGAAAUGCCUCCAAGAUUAAGGCAGAGUUGCUCCCUCCAACAGUAAAAGGGGAGAAGGCCAUCACCAAGAAGCCACCCACACCCCCUCCCCAGGCCCACCUUGGAAAGACCCCCAAGCCUCCUGCUGAAGCGGUCAAACCCACAACCCCACGAGAGAGUGGCAAACCUAUCAAUCCUCGGGAGGGGGGGAAGCUAGUCAACCCCCGAGAGGGGGGUGCACUUGGAAUUCCUCGGGAAGGUCGUCACAAGGAAAGGCAGCAGCACAAUCCCCCACGGAGGCGAACAGUGAGUGGCAGCAUGAGUGGCAGUGCCAGCAGCUACUCGGGGUCCAGCUCCCGGUCACGCUCCCCAUCAGGCUCUCGCACACACUCCUCCUCACCCUCUAUGUCACGGUCACGUUCAGGGUCCAGGAAGUCCAGAAAAUCCAGGUCCCUGAGUGUAAGCAGUGUAUCCUCCGUCUCCUCUGCCUCCUCCAGCAGUAGCUCCAUGCGAAGUGCUGACUCAGAGGACAUGUAUGCUGACCUGGCCAGCCCAGUGUCAUCUGCCAGCUCACGCUCUCCCACUCCUGCCAAGGCCCGCCGAGACAAGGGCCUGCCACGGGACAAGGGUCCCAGCAAGGACAAAGGGAAGCCAGCAAAGAAGGAAGAGCAGUUCAAAGAGGACCGCAGGAAGCAGGACCCUUUAGCUCCACCUGCACGAGCACCCGCCACAUCAUCCUCGCUGAAGUCUGGCCCCAGCGGCAAGAGCCAUCAGCUGCAUGCAUCUGCCAUGGGGCCACCGGGGGCUUAUGGCUCCCACAAAGACAUCAAACUCACUCUGCUCAACAAGCAGCAAACAGACAGAGGUAACAGGAAGCGAUACCUGCCUUCUGACAAGGAGCGGCCAACAUCUCCAUUCAGCAAAAGGAUAGCUCUGUCACCUGAGAGGGGUCGUGAACGCAGGAUGCUUGGAAGACCUCCUCUGUCUCCACGGAUGGAGAGACCCCGAGGCCAGGGCCCGCGACCCAUGCUCCUUCCACCAGACAGUAGGAAACGACCCUUAUCUCCACCAUCCAAAUCCUCUGGUAAAAGCCCGGGGGUGUCAUCAAGCAAGAUUCCGAGUGCAGGCUCUACCUCUGCCUCUGGUGUGCCAUUGCCCCCUAAGUCAGGGAAGCCAAGCAGCACGUUGUCUCGCCGGGAGGAACUGCUGAAACAGCUAAAGGCUGUGGAAGAUGCCAUUGCUCGCAAGCGAGCUAAGAUCCCAGGGAAAUAGCAGCCUGCACCAUGCCCCCCUCAACAGUCCAGGUUGAGGGGAAUGAUGCCCGUUCAUCCCAGAACCUGCCCGGGACCUGGGUUUGUUGACUUUUUCCCCAGGAAUGAAUGGCUGUUGUACCAGGAAACAAUGGCAUCCCAAACAUUUCUGCUAGUUUGCCCUCAGAGAGAGGCCUUGAAGAUUUUAUAUACACAUAAUAGAAAAGCGGUAGCAGGGCUUGGCUGUUCCUUGACUCUUGUCUGUUUUCACGCGAAGAAAAUACGGCCCCUUUAAUAAGUUUUUCUCUCUCUGUGUCGUUAUUUUUCUAUUUUUGUCAAUUUGGACUGUGAAUGUGGUGCUUUGCCUCUCGAGUCCGCUCUGGAGUUUCUGGAAACCGGUUCUUCAGCCCAAACUGGUUUUCCGGCAUGAAGAUCAGAUGUCAGCAGCAGGUGCUGAUGAAACGGCAGUUUCCGGACCUUUGUUUGCGCUGGUCCCUUUUUAACCAAUAAACUGUACUCUUCUAGUUCUGUGCAUUUAGUGUUUUUUGGCGAUGUUGAGUUUCUUACAGUAUAAAAUUAUAGCAAAUGUGACAAGCAUCGCUUUCAUAAAGUGUAUAAUUAUAGAGGAGAACAUUACUGUGAUGUGGAGUAUUGCCCCUAAUUUUUUUUUUUUUUUUUUUUUUAAAUAUCAAACUUUUUU
Molecule: messenger RNA, 4218 nt
Organism: Scleropages formosus (Asian bonytongue)
Lineage: Eukaryota; Metazoa; Chordata; Actinopteri; Osteoglossiformes; Osteoglossidae
Gene: zc3h18
Product: zinc finger CCCH-type containing 18
Exons: 20
Coding region: 184-3540 (1118 amino acids)
Cellular component (GO): precatalytic spliceosome
Molecular function (GO): metal ion binding; RNA binding
Source: RefSeq, a predicted model, not a curated record